GAGAAAACCUCUCCCAUAUCUAUUGUGCCACUAUGGAACCGGCCGGAAUCCCAACCUAAAAUAAGCCAUCGCAGCGUCGGUCAGCUUCCAAAUCGACUGUAAGUGGCGGAUUAUGAUUUUGCAUGUUCGAUUUUCUGAGUUUUUUUGCGUGGCUCAAGGUUCUAACCUUCUUCUCAUUUUUAUUUUUGGGUUUGAUCGAGGGGAGAAAGAAGUCUCCGGCCUGCGAGGCUCCCCGACGACAGUGCGAGAAGGAAAAAGUCGACGGUCGAACUCUAUUUAUGAAAAAUGAGGCAGUGGUGGCUAGGUUCAGCCAGACUAAUUUUGGUUCGACCGGUCUGUUGGAUUUGGUCGCUUCUGAGCUGGCCGGGUCGUUUCUAACAUUGUGGGCUUGUCUUGGAAUUGGGUCUUGACCGAGCCUUGACCUCGCUUGUGGGCUGACUCUGCUUUUGGUUGGGCUCGCUUAUGGCCUCUAGUCUUGUAGCCUGGGCUUGAACUUAGACUUGAGGCUAGAAUAUGGGCUUGAACUGACUCUGUCUCCACUUUGAUGCAAGUCCAUGGUUGGCUUCAAAAGGGAUGCAAGAAACAUGUAUUGAUUG
Messenger RNA from Linum tenue, 596 nucleotides. Lineage: Eukaryota; Viridiplantae; Streptophyta; Magnoliopsida; Malpighiales; Linaceae. The record is from the annotation of a GenBank genome assembly.